Molecule: messenger RNA, 2973 nt
Organism: Anolis sagrei ordinatus
Lineage: Eukaryota; Metazoa; Chordata; Lepidosauria; Squamata; Anolidae
Gene: CHRNA6
Product: cholinergic receptor nicotinic alpha 6 subunit
Biological process (GO): monoatomic ion transmembrane transport; regulation of membrane potential; signal transduction
Cellular component (GO): plasma membrane; neuron projection; postsynaptic membrane
Molecular function (GO): acetylcholine-gated monoatomic cation-selective channel activity; transmembrane signaling receptor activity
Source: RefSeq, a predicted model, not a curated record
AGAAAUGGGGAGAAGAUGUAGAGAAGCCUGCAUUUCAUGAGGUCAUAAGUCAGUUCUCAAGAUAGCCAUUGAAUAAUGACCUUAUUGGUGGGCACCAGCUCAAAGUUCAGUCAUGUGGUAAUUGGAUCAUGAAGACAAGCAGGUAAACACAAAUGAAAAAUAGACGCACUAAACAAAGGUGUUGUUUUUAAAGACAAAAAAUGCAACCAUGAAGUGGACUCCUUCUCCUUACUAGGGUUAUUUCUUCAUCACUAAUUUCUUCUGCCUAGCUUUGGAUAUGGGGGCAGAAGUCAAAGAUGCCCACUUGCACCCUGCAGUGUCUCUACAGAAAAAAGUAAAAAGCAGAAGAUUUGGAAAUCCUCAAAGUAAUACUGCAGUGCUGCACACAAGCCUCUCAGGAGGACCUGGGAUGUGCUCUUGUGCUAUCCAGCCCUCUCUGCUGUGCAGUGUUCCUCGCUCCCUUGUUCACAUAUGCCCCCCUCCGCACACACACUUGUGAAAUGUGAGGAGCCUCCUGACAUUGGUCUGUUUUGCCUCCUCUUAACUUGCAGACGGUAAAAAUCUUUCGUCUCUGAAAGAUUGCUUCAUCUUCUUGUUCAAAAGGCGGCUACAUUAUUUAAAGCCAUCAACUGGGGGUAGCUAGCUGCAGCUCUGGAUGGGAAACCGAAAUAGUCACUGCAGCAGCACCGGCAAUCCAGGGGUCUCAUUCUUCACCUCCCAGUCUUUUGUUUGGUUUCAAAGCACAUUUCUUUGCUCUCUUGAAGGAGAGGAGAGCGUCACGCUUGGCUCUUGAGGAUGCUUUCGCAGAAAUGGUUGGGUGUGCUUUACUUCACUCUCUACUUAUGGGCUAAUAUAUCCCUCUUCUUCCGUCAAGGUUGUUUGGCAUGUAAAUCUGAAGAAAGGCUGUUUCAUAAACUCUUCACCCGUUACAACCAGCAUAUCAGACCUGUGGAAAAUGUGUCUGAUCCAGUUACAAUAUAUUUUGAGUUGGCAAUUACACAGCUUGCAAAUGUGGAUGAAGUCAACCAGAUUAUGGAAACCAACCUCUGGUUGCGACAUAUUUGGAACGACUAUAAACUGCGGUGGAAUCCAAUAGAAUAUGAGGGUAUUGAAUUUAUCCGGGUGCCAGCAGAUAAAAUUUGGAAACCUGAUAUUGUGCUGUACAACAAUGCCGUUGGAGAUUUCCAGGUGGAAGGACGGACCAAAGCUCUUCUCAAAUAUGAUGGCACCAUCGCUUGGACACCUCCUGCCAUCUUCAAAAGCUCCUGCCCUAUGGAUAUUACCUUCUUCCCCUUUGAUCAUCAGAACUGCUCACUAAAAUUUGGAUCCUGGACUUACGACAAAGCUAAAAUUGACCUUCUAAUUAUUGGUUCCAAAGUGGAUAUGAAUGAUUUUUGGGAGAAUAGUGAAUGGGAAAUAAUUGAUGCUUCUGGCUACAAGCACGACAUCAAGUACAACUGCUGUGAGGAGAUCUAUACUGACAUAACCUACUCCUUUUAUAUCCGAAGAUUGCCCAUGUUUUACACUAUUAAUCUGAUCAUCCCUUGUCUGUUCAUUUCAUUCCUGACUGUAUUAGUUUUUUACCUGCCAUCUGACUGUGGCGAGAAGGUGACCCUGUGCAUCUCUGUCCUACUUUCCUUAACUGUUUUCCUCUUGGUAAUCACAGAGACAAUUCCCUCCACUUCUCUAGUUAUCCCUCUGGUGGGAGAAUACCUGCUGUUCACCAUGAUAUUUGUGACACUCUCCAUCGUUGUCACUGUGUUUGUGCUGAACAUCCACUACAGGACUCCGACAACUCACUCUAUGCCUAAGUGGGUCAGGACUGUUUUCCUCAGUCUCCUGCCCAAAGUGUUGAUGAUGAAGAGACCCAUACAAAAACAUGUUGAAACCCAGCCUAAGAAACCCAAAAAGGCUGGGGAGCAAAAGGCUACAAAAUCAAGCAAGGAAAAAGCUGACGACUUGGGAGAAGUGAAAGUCUUUGGUGAGCACAGAUGCUGCCACUGCGACAAACUCAGUGAACCAGCUACGAGUAAGAAAAGGAGAUCAAGCCAAUCUGCGAAGUGGGUGGCCGAGCAAAUGGACUACUCCCCAGAGGUCAAGCAAGUCAUUAGCAGUGUCCAGCUCAUUGCAGAAAACAUGAGGAGCCAGAACGAGACCAAAGAGGUAGAAGAUGACUGGAAAUAUGUCGCCAUGGUGAUUGACAGAGUGUUCCUGUGGGUUUUCAUCAUUCUCUGUGUAUUUGGAACUGGAGGAUUAUUCCUUCAGCCAUUGAUAGCAGACACAUAAUUUGAUUUUAUUUGAUCCCUUCAGCUUAAACCUCUGCCCUCACACUUUUUUUCAAUUGUAUGUUCAAAUCAACCAUGUGCGGCAGUUAUACCACAUUGCUGGAAAAACAGUGGCUCCCCAUUCCAGUUCCCAUCAGUCAUAGUCAGGCUGUGAGGUACCAUGAAAGUAGGAAUUCAUCAAUAAGUGGAGGGCCCAUCUUUUACAGAAUUUAGUUUUUAUCCUUGAGCUGAAGAUCAAUAUUUUCUUCUUUGGCUCCUCACAAUACAUUAAGGACCUCAUCACAUUAGAUCAGACAAAUUUCCCAUUUCUAGACACUGUUAAAUUGAAGUCCCUUGGUUGCUAUCACAUGACGCAAGCCUACUUCCAGUGGUCACCUGAUGGACCUUAGUGCUUUCAUUCAAAAAAACAUAUGUUAUUUGGAGCUGGCAAUCUACCAGCUCCAGCUAUCUGUACAUGUCUAGAUGUGGGAAAAUCAUAGAUUUUCCCAUGUAAUGUCAACUGGUCAUUUUCGCCAUGCCAAACCAUUUUAUUAUGUCAAUUAGCAGGCAAAAAAUGGGUGGUUCCAACUGUUAACCAUAAAUCUUCUCUCGCCACCAUUACUCCCUUUGGUCUAUCAUUACUGUCAGUCCAUGCAGUCAAAGGUAAGUCCACCUCCUCCCUUAUUAAAAGAAAUGAUUUGCAUUAUGA